This is a messenger RNA of Onthophagus taurus, 486 nucleotides long. RefSeq lists its product as uncharacterized. NCBI's taxonomy places the organism in Eukaryota, Metazoa, Arthropoda, Insecta, Coleoptera, Scarabaeidae. The record is from RefSeq and is a predicted model, not a curated record.
GCAAUAGUCCACCAGGAGCGAAACCGGUAAGUCGUGUAUUUCCCAAAGUAACUAAAUCAAUCAAGAAAGAAUCCCAUUUCUUCUUAUUUGACUCUGCUACGUUAAGAAAGAGAAAAUCUCGAAAUGAUUAAAUCAAUCGCGUUUAUGGUCAUUUUAGGGGUUACUUUAGCUGUACCGGCUAACGACAACGUCCUUGAUAAGGCUACCGCUAAUGAUGUUUACGCAAACUCUGUGCAUCCGAACGAUUUUCCGAAGGUUGAAAACGAGGAAAAAAGGGAAACUCAAACCGUUGUAACCGAAACGGAAAAAAAUCCUCAUCCGGCAACCGCUUUUGGAAGAUUAAUCGAUGACAUAUUCAACAUUCCAAUAACUGUUUUGCAAUCGGUGGCGAAAUUGCUUCAAAAUCCGUUUAAAUCGGCCAAAUCUCCGGAGGAUUCCACAAAAUAUUAAAUAACCUUAAAAGAAAUAUAAUUAAUUACUUUUUUA